GUGACGCCGUCCAAAUAAACCUUCCAUCUCAUUUUCUCAGCUGCCACCCCACGCGCAAUCCUCAUGUAAUCAAUACCCUUACCACUCUAUCCUCUCUUAAUUCCCUCUUCUUCAUCUACUCAUCUUUUUUUCAUCUAAAGCUCCAUGCUCCAUGCAUAUAAAUACAUUUAUUAGCCUCUCUUUUUCUUCAACAAAAAUUUAUAUUCACUGCAUUCUUCCUGUCUACCUCCAUCCAUCUCUCUCUCUCUCUCUCUCGAUCGAUCGAUCGAUCGAUCGAUCGACCUCUCUUUGGAUCUCAAUCUCUCAAUCUCUCAAUCUCUCAGAAACAGAAGCUUCAAUCUCCUGAUAUUUUCUCUUUGGCCAGAGCAAAGACACACAGCAGCAAUACAUUUAUUUAUUUUCCUGCUCGGAGACCAGAAGAUUGUUAAUGGAUCACAUGGAGUCUUGUGUUCCACCAGGCUUUAGAUUUCACCCGACGGAAGAAGAACUUGUGGGUUACUACCUGAAAAGAAAGAUCAACUCACUACAAAUUGAUCUAGACGUCAUUAUUGACAUUGACCUGUACAAAAUUGAACCUUGGGACAUACAAGCAAGAUGCAAGCUAGGUUACAGUGAACAGAAUGAGUGGUACUUCUUCAGUCACAAAGACAAGAAGUACCCAACCGGAACUCGGACAAAUAGAGCCACGGCUGCCGGAUUCUGGAAGGCAACAGGAAGGGACAAGGCAGUGCUUUCAAAGAACAACAUUAUAGGAAUGAGGAAAACCCUUGUGUUCUACAAGGGACGAGCACCUAACGGGAACAAAACUGACUGGAUCAUGCAUGAAUAUCGCCUCCAAACAUCUGAACAUGCACCCCCUCAGGAAGAAGGAUGGGUUGUAUGCCGGGCAUUCAAGAAGCCAAGCCCUAGCCACAGGCAAGGUUUUGAAGCAUUGAAGCAUGCUUACUAUAUCAGAGAACAUAACAGCCAUGCUUCAUCUUCAAAUUUUGGGAGUGAGAUGCAUAUGGUGAACCCGAGCCAAGGUUUUCAAUAUCAAUCCUUUGGUUUGGAUCAGCAAGAUCAUCUCAUUUCAAACCAUAUUUUCAUGGGCAACCAAAUCAUAGAACUUCCUCAACUAGAGAGCCCAAGCAUUUCAACAAGCUUGACCAACAAACAAAGUGUGCAUGAGCAGCAGAACAAUAAUAUAACCACUGAACACUAUGACGACCAAAGGAGCAACAUGAAUAGCAGUGAUCAGCACAUAGAUUGGAGAAAUUUGGACAGCUUACUUGAAGUGCCAUUGAUACCCCAAAAUUAUGAGCAAGAAGCUCAAAACCACCAUCUUCUUGGAUGCUUUCCUGGCUUGUAACAAGAAGAUCCAUGGGCUCAUCAGCAAAUUCUUGAUAAGUUGAUGGAUCAAUCUUUUUUUUUCUUUUUUCUUUUUUUUUUAAAAAGAGAAAAGAAAUACAUGUAUGUAUUUAUGUAAGCUGAUGAAUUCAUCCUCCUAAUAAUCCAACCCAUGUCUAAGUCUCAGGACAAGGUUAAAGCUAUAUGUCGAAGUGUUUGGGCCUCAGUUUUACUAUGGGGCAAAUAUAUAUGGCUGGAGGAGGAUUAAUA
Prunus avium (sweet cherry) is the source of this 1596-nucleotide messenger RNA. NCBI's taxonomy places the organism in Eukaryota, Viridiplantae, Streptophyta, Magnoliopsida, Rosales, Rosaceae. The record is from RefSeq and is a predicted model, not a curated record.